AGCCGCCGCUGCUGCCACCGCUGCCCCCUAUCCGGCGAGCCGGAGUCUCCGUGCCGUACCCUUGGUCCCCGGCCGCGCGGAGCCGGGAUGCACUGCUCCUGCUGUGGGUCCUCAUCAUGGAGACCAAACGGGUGGAGAUUCCCGGCAGCGUCCUGGACGAUCUCUGCAGCCGAUUUAUUUUGCAUAUUCCCAGCGAGGAAAGAGACAAUGCUAUCCGAGUGUGUUUUCAGAUUGAGCUUGCCCAUUGGUUUUACUUGGAUUUCUACAUGCAGAACACACCAGGAUUACCUCAGUGUGGGAUAAGAGACUUUGCUAAAGCUGUCUUCAGUCAUUGUCCAUUUUUGCUGCCUCAAGGUGAAGAUGUGGAAAAAGUUUUGGAUGAAUGGAAGGAAUAUAAAAUGGGAGUACCAACCUAUGGUGCAAUUAUUCUUGAUGAGACACUUGAAAAUGUACUACUGGUUCAGGGGUAUCUAGCAAAAUCAGGCUGGGGAUUUCCAAAAGGAAAAGUAAAUAAAGAAGAAGCUCCUCAUGAUUGUGCUGCUAGAGAGGUCUUUGAAGAAACUGGUUUUGACAUCAAAGAUUAUAUUUGUAAGGAUGAUUACAUUGAACUUCGAAUCAAUGACCAGCUUGCUCGUUUGUACAUCAUUCCAGGAAUUCCAAAAGACACAAAAUUUAACCCAAAAACCAGAAGAGAAAUUCGGAACAUUGAGUGGUUCUCCAUUGAGAAAUUGCCCUGCCAUAGAAAUGAUAUGACCCCAAAAUCAAAACUUGGUUUGGCACCUAAUAAAUUUUUUAUGGCCAUUCCCUUUAUCAGACCAUUAAGGGACUGGCUUUCGCGGAGAUUUGGAGAUUCCUCAGACAGUGACAAUGGAUUUUCCUCAGUUGGUAGCACACCAGCUAAACCCACUGUGGAAAAAUUGAGUCGAACCAAAUUCCGCCACAGUCAGCAGUUAUUUCCUGAAGGUUCUCCUGGUGACCAGUGGAUUAAGCACAGGCAACCACUGCAGCAAAAGCCAUAUAAUAAUCAUUCUGAAAUGUCUGACCUUUUAAAAGCAAAGAAUCAAAGUAUGAGGGGGAAUGGCAGAAAACAGUAUCAGGAUUCGCCUAAUCAAAAGAAAAGAACAAACGGGGUCCACAGCCAGCCAGCCAAGCAUCAGAAUCCCUUGAUGAAAUGUGAAAAAAGACUUCAUCCACGAAAACUUCAGGAUAAUUUUGAAACAGAUGCUGUAUAUGACUUGCCUUGCUCCGGUGAAGACCAGUUGCUAGAACAUGCCGAGGGACAGUCUGUGGCGUGUAAUGGUCAUUGCAAGUUCCCCUUUUCAUCCAGAGCCUUUUUGAGUUUUAAGUUUGACCAUAAUGCUAUAAUGAAAAUCUUGGACCUUUGAUAGCAGCAGCUGUGUUGUGGAAGUCCCAGGAUCAGAAACCUGUUGCAUUUGAGUGGGUGUCUCUUUGAGCCUUACCUUUCUCAGGUGUUUUAAAGAAAUGCAGGGAGGCAAUGAUGUUUCUGAAUAUAACGUUCUCAGCAGAAGAGAGAGUGGAAAGAAACAUGAGUUUGCACUGUAAAUGCAGUUAUAACCUUUUAUACAGAGAGACCUUUUCAGUGUUUGGCUAACGAAUUUAAGUUGCUUUUUAUGAGAGCAUUUUUUUUCUGUGUGGUUGUGGUUUUUAUUUCGUGUUCUGGUCAAAAAAUAGUGCUUGAGUCAUCAUCAGGUAGCCAAGUUAAAGGGAAUGCUUCAUCUAGCCAUGACAGUGAUUGCAACAAGAGUUUCCUUAUGUUGACAUUUUUAAAAGAAAUUAGAAUUCACAAAUAUUAAAUGAAUGCAAGAGCUAAAAUUGUCACAGAAGUCAAGAUGGCAGGUCGUCUGCUUUGGUGGCAUUUUGCGCAUUUCUCUGCCUCUAACCGCUUAGGUUCUCUAAUCCUCCUGUGCUGGGAGAUUUGUUGAAAGGUUUUAUUUAGAGCCAGCAUCUACCGUGUAAUGUUCAUGUUAAAAAUGAACACAGCACUUCAUUACAGGACAAAGUCCUCAGCCCGGAGGGGGACUGAGUUGGUUGGGUAGGGAGUGGAUGCUCUGACUGGGAGUUGAGAGCCUUGUGCAGUCAGCGAACCGGGGAGAGAGGAGCGGGGAUCCUUGAGGUGGGGACCCGGCAACUGCUUUGGUGGCAACUGCUUUGGUCUUGUCUUCACUGUCCUGCCGCCAACUCUUCAGUAUUGUACAAUGGUUUCGUUCCUGUGAAAAUGUAUAUUCUCUAUUACAGUUGUGUAAAUAUGAAUGGAAUGAAUACUGACAUUAUUAGGUUUUACAUUGCAUCUUGGUGUUGAUCUCUGGAAACUAAUGUUGUAUUAGGUUCCAGUUUGCGGUAGUAGCAGAAACUGACAUGCCUUUAGGAGCAUGCCGAAGCCCCUUGAUGAUGGAGCGAGAAGGGAAGGGGUGUGCGGUUCACCCAGGUACAAAUAAAGCAUUUCACUCGCGGAUGAUCAGGACAAGAAGGUAACAUACGUACUCACUUCUGGGACUGUAUUUUGCUCCUUCAGGCUUCUUUAAAUAAAGAUGGCAGUGCCCAUUUUAAGAACUUCAGCUCUAAUUGAGGACAAUCACCAGGACUUUAAGGGGGCUUUAGUGUUUGGACCACUUCUGACCUCGUUGAAGGUAUUUCUUUUGGUGGGGGUGAUGUGUGAGCAUAUGUGUGCGUGUGCAUCUGCCAUGUGGGUUUUAAAAAUCUUUUUUUACAUGUGGUAUCCACAGAAUAUAUCUCUGCUUGUAAAUUUUAUUGUAGAAGUCUUUAUUCUGUAUAGAUAGCCUAUUUAAUAGGGGUUCUAUUUGAUCCGGUGGGACUUUCAGAAGAAGUACUAUUGUAAGGAAUUCACUUGGUAUUUCUUUGCUUUAGCUUUUAAAUGGCUUGAUUUUUAAAGGAGAGAUUCUAUUUAUUAAUAAAAUGGUCAUCCUCUUGGUGCUAAGCAGGAGAAUUCAUGAUUACAGCAGUAUGUUUAAAAUUAGGUUAUCCAUAAUCCUGCAUCUUUUAAUGUGACAAACUUGUGAACCCUUCUGUGACCUUUUUUAAAAUGCAUUGUAGGAUUGCUUUUGGAAGCUCUUACUGUUCUUUCCAGAAAUACAGCUGCUUUGCUUGGGUCUCCUUGAGCCAUAUUUGUAGUUGGUCUCAGCAUUCCAGAUUUUUAUUAAAUUGUUAAGGGAGUGAAAACUUAGUUUGCCUAGCAGGUAAAUCAUUAUCACUCAUUUAAUGUCAUCUGGCAAACAUAAUUUUUAGUGAUUUCGUGUGUGUGUGUGUGUUUUU
This is a messenger RNA of Lontra canadensis (Northern American river otter), 3291 nucleotides long. RefSeq names its product decapping mRNA 2 (gene DCP2). Gene Ontology annotation, biological process: nuclear-transcribed mRNA catabolic process, nonsense-mediated decay; deadenylation-dependent decapping of nuclear-transcribed mRNA. The transcript is spliced from 11 exons. Gene Ontology annotation, cellular component: cytoplasm; P-body. Lineage: Eukaryota; Metazoa; Chordata; Mammalia; Carnivora; Mustelidae. The coding region runs from base 117 to 1385 and encodes 422 amino acids. Gene Ontology annotation, molecular function: RNA binding; 5'-(N(7)-methylguanosine 5'-triphospho)-[mRNA] hydrolase activity; manganese ion binding. The record is from RefSeq and is a predicted model, not a curated record.